Phascolarctos cinereus (koala) is the source of this 7135-nucleotide messenger RNA. RefSeq names its product G-patch domain containing 8 (gene GPATCH8). Gene Ontology annotation, molecular function: nucleic acid binding. Gene Ontology annotation, cellular component: nucleus. Lineage: Eukaryota; Metazoa; Chordata; Mammalia; Diprotodontia; Phascolarctidae. The record is from RefSeq and is a predicted model, not a curated record.
AGGGAGGAGCGAGCGCGGGAGCGAGCGAGCUUGCGUCGUAUUCGUCGUCGUCGUCGUCUCCGGAGAGGAGCUACACGGCGGCAAGAUGGCGGAUCGCUUCUCCCGCUUCAACGAGGACCGCGACUUCCAGGGUAAUCACUUUGAUCAGUAUGAAGAAGGACACUUGGAGAUUGAACAAGCAUCACUAGACAAACCUAUAGAAUCGGAUAAUAUUGGACACCGCUUACUCCAGAAACAUGGGUGGAAGCUGGGCCAGGGAUUGGGGAAAUCUCUUCAGGGGAGAACAGAUCCCAUUCCUAUCGUUGUCAAGUAUGAUGUCAUGGGUAUGGGUCGAAUGGAGAUGGAGCUUGAUUAUGCUGAAGAUGCUACCGAACGGAGGCGUGUCCUAGAAGUAGAAAAGGAAGACACAGAAGAGCUGAGGCAGAAGUACAAGGAUUAUGUUGAUAAAGAAAAGGCCAUUGCCAAAGCCCUAGAAGAUCUUCGAGCUAAUUUUUACUGUGAACUCUGUGACAAGCAAUAUCAGAAACACCAGGAGUUCGACAACCACAUCAACUCCUAUGAUCAUGCACACAAACAGAGGUUGAAAGAUCUCAAGCAGAGAGAGUUUGCUCGUAAUGUCUCCUCAAGAUCAAGGAAAGAUGAGAAGAAGCAGGAGAAAGCUCUUCGACGGCUGCAUGAAUUGGCAGAGCAGAGAAAGCAAGCUGAAUGUGCUCUUGGAAGUGGCCCUAUGUUCAGACCAACCACAGUUGCUGUAGAUGAAGAAGGAGAAGAUGACAAGGAUGAGUCAACUGCCAGUAGUGGCAUGGGAGCGUCUGCUUCGUCUGGCCUGAGCACCGAAUUCACCACAGACAAAGGAGGCCCAUUCACUUCAGUACAACCUAGUGGCACUGCUAGUCUGGGACAAGCGCCUGUUUUGGCACCCCAGGCUAUCAGCUUUGGCAUCAAGAAUAAUUUGGGAACUCCCUUGCAAAAGUUAGGGGUCUCGUUUUCUUUUGCCAAGAAAACCCCUGUCAAACUCGAAUCAAUAGCAUCUGUCUUCAAGGACCAUGCUGAGGAAGGUAGCUCUGAAGACAGCACAAAAGCUGAUGAGAAGGGCUCUGACCCAGGAACAUUACAAAAAGUGGGAGACUCUGAUGGCAGUAGUAAUCCUGAAGGCAAAAAGGAAGAUGAAGAUGCACAUGAAAAAGAUGGUGGGUCACUUGCCUCAACACUAUCCAAGCUUAAAAAAAUGAGACGAGAAGAUGGCGCUGGAGCCACAGAGCCAGAAUAUUACCACUACAUCCCCCCAGCUCAUUGCAAAGUGAAGCCCAACUUUCCCUUCCUUCUCUUCAUGCGAGCCAGUGAACAAAUGGAAGCAGAUCAUAGCACACACCCAAAGAGUACCCCUGAAAGCAAAAAAAAUAGUUCUCCCAAGCUUAAGAGCUGCAGCAAGCCAGCAUUGAGCCAAGUUGCAGAAAAGGUGGUGAUUGAAAACCCCAUGCAACAGAAGGAGACAAAUGUGACUGAAUCUGCAGAACUUAGAGGCAAGGCUGAAGCAAAGGAGGGCCAAAUAGAUGUAGGUGAACAGAGUGGAGACAGUCAGCAGCUCACAGAAACUCAAAUCCUUGAAUCUAGCCCUUUUAAAGAAGCUACCCAGACUACCCCAGCAAGGAAAGAGGGCCCAGAGGGACCUAAACAUCCUACUGGCCCUUUCUUCCCAGUUUUGAGCAAAGAUGAAAGCACUGCCCUCCAGUGGCCAUCAGAACUGUUAAUUUUUACCAAGACAACACCUUCCAUUUCAUACAGCUGUAACCCUCUGUACUUUGAUUUUAAAUUGUCAAGGAAUAAAGAUACCAGAGCAAAAGGGAUAGAAAAACCAAAGGAUGCAGGAGGCCCCUUGAAGGAACAUUUCCAGAGUUCUGAUCCUGGAGAUGUAAAUAAGAACAAAGAAGGGGGGAAUACAGGUCAUAGUUCAGGAGAGAAAACAGAUGCUGUGCCCUCAGGGUCAGCGUGUAGCAGCCUUCGUAGGCAGGAACCUGGGGAGAGCCGUGGGGAAGAUGUGGAGGACAAAGGCAAGAACCUCCCCAGCAGGAAAGAGCGAGCUGCCAAGUCUCACCGACAGAAGAAGAAGAAGAAGCACAAAAAGUCCAGCAAACAUAAGCGAAAACACAAAGAUGAUACAGAAGACAAGGGCUCUAAAACCGAGUCUGGGGAGAAGUCCAAGAAGCGCAAGAAGCGAAAAAGGAAGAAAAAUAAAUCAUCAGCCCCUGCAGACUCAGAGCGGGGACCUAAACCUGAGCCCCCAGGGAGUGGCAGCCCUGCGCCCCCCAGGAGGCGGCGGCGGACGCAGGAAGAUUCCCAGAGGAGAGUACUUCCAGCUGAUGAGGGGAAUAGUGGCAAGAAGGAGGAGGGGGGUGGUGGCAGCAGCAGUGCCCAGGACCAUGGUGGCAAAAAACACCGAGCUGACCCUCCUCCAUCUGCCUGCCAGCGAAGAGCAGGCACUAAACGAAGAAGCAGCCAGCCCAGCAGUGGAGAUGAAGAGAGUGAUGCAGCUUCAUCACGCAGGCAGCACCAGAAAUCACCAUCUCAGGACAGUGAGGACGAUGAUGAAGACUCUGGCAGUGAACACUCCCGGAGUUGUUCCCGGUCUGGCCGGCGCCAUUCUUCUCGCCGCUCAUCCCGGCGGUCCUAUUCGAGCAGCUCAGAUGCUUCUACAGACCAGAGCUGCUACAGCCGGCAGCGUAGUUACUCAGAUGACAGCUAUAGUGACUACAGUGACCGGUCACGAAGGCAUUCAAAGCGUUCCCAUGACUCAGAGGACGACUCGGAUUAUGCCAGUUCAAAACAUAGGUCCAAGCGGCACAAAUACUCAUCCUCAGAAGAUGACUACAGCCUCAGCUGUAGCCAGUCACGGAGCCGGUCACGGAGCCAUACCAGAGAGCGAUCGAGGUCCAGGAGCAGGGGUCGGAGUCGGAGCCGAAGCAGCAGCUGCAGUCGCAGCCGGAGCAAACGAAGAAGCCGGAGUACUACAGCCCACAGCUGGCAGAGGAGUCGGAGCUAUAGCCGGGACCGUAGCCGCAGCACCCGAAGCCCCUCCCAGAGAUCAGAUUCCAGAAAGGGAUCAAGAGGUCAUGAGAGCCCUGAGGAGAGACGAUCGGGUCGCAGGGAUUUCAUCCGUUCUAAGAUCUAUCGCUCCCAGUCCCCACACUACUACCGGUCAGGUCGAGCUGAAGGGCCUGGAAAGAAAGAGGGGAGAGGGGAUGACAGUAAAGGGUCUGAGCCACCUUCCCAGAAUAGCACUGGCCCAGCAAGGGUGUCUGAUGGUGACUGCAGCCCAGAGGAUAAGAAUUCAGUCACUGCUAAGCUUUUAUUAGAGAAGAUUCAAUCAAGGAAGGUUGAGAGAAAACCAAGUCUAAGUGAAGAGGUACUAGUUAUCCCAAACAAGGUAGGGCUCAAAUUGAAGGAUCCCCCACAGGGUUACUUUGGUCCUAAGCUCCCACCCUCCCUUGGCAAUAAGUCAGUUCUCCCAUUGAUAGGGAAGCUCCCAGCCACUCGCAAACCAAACACCAAAAAAUGCGAAGAGUCUGGCUUGGAGCGGGGUGAUGAACAAGAACAAUCGGAGACAGAGGAGGGGCCCCUGGGCAUCAUUGAGGCCCCAUUUGGACACCAGUGCCCUUUGGAAGACACAGCAAGGCCCAUAUCAGACCCACUUCCUGAAGAGCCAAAGCCUGAAGAAGGCGCCACCGAACACUCCACAGCUCCUUUGACCACCCCAGCACUCCCUAACUGCUAUCCUGGGGAUCCCGCUAUACCCCACAGCUACCUCCCUGAGCCCAAUGAUGGGGAUGCCCUGGAGCGCCUGGACGGGGCCAGUCAGUCCAUGCCCAGUGAAUCCAGUGCCCUCACUUUAGUCCCAGACAUGGAGCACUUCCCCAGCUAUGCACCUCCAAGCAGAGAACCCAGCGUUGAGUCCCCCGAUGGAGCUGAUGAUGCUUCCCUGGCCCCUCUGGAGAGUCAGCCCAUCACUUUCACCCCAGAAGAGAUGGAGAAAUAUAGCAAGCUCCAGCAGGCAGCCCAACAGCAUAUCCAGCAGCAGCUCCUGGCCAAGCAAGUGAAGGCUUUCCCAGCCACAGCAGCACUGGCCCCUGCAACACCUGCUCUCCAGCCCAUCCACAUUCAGCAGCCUGCCACGGCCUCAGCCACUUCCAUCACCACAGUGCAGCAUGCCAUCUUGCAACACCAUGCUGCUGCCGCCGCUGCCGCCAUCGGCAUCCACCCUCAUCCCCAUCCCCAACCUCUUGCCCAGGUGCACCACAUUCCCCAGCCUCACCUCACCCCCAUCUCCUUGUCUCACCUCACUCACUCAAUUAUCCCUGGCCACCCUGCCACCUUUCUUGCCAGCCAUCCCAUCCACAUCAUUCCUGCUUCUGCCAUCCACCCAGGGCCUUUUACCUUUCACCCAGUCCCCCAUGCAGCUCUCUAUCCCACACUUCUAGCUCCACGACCUGCUGCAGCAGCUGCCACUGCUCUCCACCUCCACCCACUACUGCACCCCAUUUUCUCAGGUCAGGACCUGCAGCAUCCACCUAGCCAUGGUACAUGAGUGGAUGCAGAGGGGGAGGGACAAAUGGGGAAAGGAAGAGUGAUGACACCUGAACCUCUCGCAGAAAAGGGGGCUGAGCCAUUGGAACCAGUAAGUGGGAGUUGGGGUGGGGAGUUUUAUUUUGACAGCCAAAGAAAUGAGUUUUGGCUUACAGGACUGGUUUGGGAUAUGAGGUUUGCUUUGGGCUUAAUAUCAGGGAUUGUUUCUUUCCUUCUCAUUUCCCGUCUCCCCACCCCCUACCACUUUGUGUUUUCAACACAGAGAACAUCUCCAAGUGUUGUCCCACUUCCUUUGCAGUAGCAUCUCUCCACUGAAAACCUUGUUAAUCCCUCUCUGUCUCUCCCCCCGCCCCCUCCUCAUUUCCUUCCUGGUCUUUGCCCCUCUUCCCUCUCUUGUAAAUUUGCAACUAGCAUUUCCUCCUCUCUAGCCAGUGAGUUGUCACUAGAGCACUUGAAAAUAGGCCCAGCUGCUCCAUUCCCUGUCAGCAGUGCCAGGGGCAAGCUGAAUUUUCCCUAGUGGGCAGUGGUGACAUUUGAUUGAAAAGCGUCGUAAACUUGGGUUGGGUUCCUUGGCAAUUGAUCCCAUGGUGACCUGGCAUUGUCCCAGUUGUGAGGUGGGAAAGAGGUAUCUGACCUGGACACCAAACUGUAGUUAGAUCCGCUCCUCACCUAAACAGAGAAAAUCAUCUUCACUGCCCUUCACCCUAAAAGAAUCAUCUACACAGCCCAGAAAAGAAGAUUCUGUCAUGAAUUGGGUGUUGUGGAACAUGGAGUCCCCUGUUAUCCUUCCCCAGGGAGGAGCUUGAGUGUCUAAAGGGUAUUCUUUCUUCUGUCAUGUUGAUGUUUCCUUCUUAAUUUAUAGAAGUUUUUUUUUAAUGUAAAGAAUUGCACUGAACUCUGUAAACGUAAAUGCUGCUUUUUGUAGCUUAUAUUGAAAAAAGAAAAGAAAAAAGGUUCCAUAUUUGUAGUAUACUGCAAUAAUAUUUUUUACGGCCAACUCUAAGUGAUCCUUGUUCUGGUGGCUUUGUGUAAAUAUGUUUGCUGUAGUUUAAUUAAGACACUUUUAAAGGUUGCAAAAUGAGAACAAAAUAAAAUAAAAACAAAUUUGUUUUCUGCUAGAUGCAAAACGACUAAGCAUGUAUAUUUUAUCAAGCUCAUGUAUUUUUGAAGUUAUAUGUACUAUAAAAUGUAAAAAAAAAAAGGCAAAAGGGGAAAAUCAUUUAACGUUUUUUGUUUGUUUUUGUUUUUUGGGUUUUUUUGCUGAGAAGAAAUGUUGAGUAAUUACAGUAAAAUAUGCACUCAACACUGGGACUCCUAAGAGCUAAUGGGUGGCAGCCAGUGUGAGUUAUCAGAGGGACAGUCAUUUACAGGGAUGCUGCAUGAUAUGCUUAGCUGUCACGUUCCAAAGGGGCAGGCCCCUAAGGCAGCAGGCAUAGGGAAUUUGAAGAGCUAGGAAUUUCACUAUCUAUGUGAGAUAAAGUCCAGAGUAAAUUAUUUCAUUCAGCUUCUGCCACUCAUUAUUGACAUGACUGCAAUUCUCUUCCCAAAAGCCUUCCUGGUACUUCAGUCCCUCUGACUUUUAUUUUUCAAACUGUGCCUUUUGGGUUCUAAACUGAUGCAGAAAAAUUAGAAGAGGAAGAUCGGGAGGGGCCAGUUUUUCUUUCCUUUUUGAGAGGUGAGCAUAUUUCUGUAUUCUUUCUUUCACCUGAUUAACUAAAGGAGUUACUAGUUCUGCUCACAUAAAGUAAGAUCCUUUUCCUUUUAAAAACACUGACCAUAAACAUUUUUACCUCAGCACCCCUUCCCCACCUCUCACCUAGGCUUUUGCCUUAACAUAAUACACUGGCCUGAGCUGGUGCUGAGGCUUUAGCUCAUCUCACACUUUACUUUUAAUAGUGUUGGUGGCUCUUUCCCAACCCAAUCAACCUUCAUGACUAGUAUUGGUUAUAUGAACCAGGCAGGAUGGCUACUUGAAAGGGUAAGAAAAUUAGUGGUCUGGGCUAAGAGUGCCUCCUGCUUUUUUUCCAUCCCGUUCACCACUACUCUUCUCCCAUUCCCCUCUCCUCCACCUCCCAAAAAAGACAAAAGCAUUUUGAGUGCUAGGAACAAGUUCUAAGCAAACCCAGAGCUUUAAGACCUUACCGUGAUUUGUGCUCCUCAUUAAAAUAACAAACAUUGCUUUUAAAAUUGAUAGCACUGGAAAAAUGAAAAUCAUCUGUUUUAAGUGAAGGGACUUAUUUUUUCUUUAUUUUAAGUUGAUGUAAAUAUUUAAAUGAUAUGAAUGAUACAGUAUUAACAUUUUGAUGCUGCUCACCAUUAGCUUGUAGAUGGAGUCCAUGGAUUCUAGCAGCCUUGCUGCUUUUGUGGGGGCAGUUUUUCUUAAACUCCCAGAAUAGUGAUUUAAAAAAAGAAAAAAACUAUUCUACUUACAAGCAUAACAGACUGUAUUUAACUUUAUCACAUAAGAUAGAUAUAUUAUAUAUAUAUACAUAUAUAUAUGCUGUAAAAUGAGGGGAGAGAAAACUUUCUAAUAAACCAGUGAUUUGUGGAAACA